This is a messenger RNA of Fusarium vanettenii 77-13-4, 654 nucleotides long. RefSeq lists its product as uncharacterized. Bases 1 to 654 code for a protein of 217 amino acids. The record is from RefSeq and is a predicted model, not a curated record. NCBI's taxonomy places the organism in Eukaryota, Fungi, Ascomycota, Sordariomycetes, Hypocreales, Nectriaceae. The transcript has 3 exons.
AUGCCUAUCUAUUUGAGUAUGCAGCGGGUACGCUUCUCCAGUCCCGACGCAUAUGAAAAAUUCAAGGUUCUCUUUGCCGAUACACGACGCCACCUGAUGACCCUCCCUGGCUUCCUCCACCUGACGUGGUGGGAACAUCCCGACGAUCGGAGCUGGUACAAUGAGUGCAGCUUCUGGACCAGUCGCGGUGCCCUAUAUGACUGGCACAAAGAUACAUACCAUAAGUAUUGCAAGUCAUGGGCGGCCAACGGCGCGAUAAUGGAGGAUAUCAUCACCAACUUCGAGCUUGUGGGGACGCGGCUUCUUCGCAUCUGCCCUGUCUGUAAUCACACGCAAGACAAGAAGUACGAUCUGGCGAGGGAACAGGAGGUACUACAUGAGCAAUGUCCGCAGUGUGGUUUCCACUUCCCUGUCUUGGAAGAAACACCUUCCAGCUUCGCAGUGUUCAAGGACGUACCAGGGUUGAAUGGCGAUACGGGCUCAAAGGAUGCUGAGGAACCUUUGUGUCCCGCCGGGAUGGCAGAUGGGAAAAAAUGGUACGCCCAGAUCAAACUCACGGUCGGACUCACAACUGGCCCGACUCGCGAUCACUCCAGCUACCUCAGCUUUCAAUACAACUUGGGUUCUGGGAGAGUACAUCAAGACUGUGUAUAG